UGCUGCUACAUAUUGCUGGGAGGUCCCCGAAGGACCAUUACCAAGACCAAAUUAUCUCAAUCUGUAGGAGCUGCUUUGUAUCAAGCAAAGCAAAAUUAGAUCAUUGCUCACUGUGCUAACGGAUUACCUUACUGGAUCCCAGGAACUCACCUCUUUAUUUGCCAGGUGUUCAGCAGUCAGUGAUCUACACAUUCCAUUAUGAGUGGUGACAAGAAAUCCAAACAUGUCAUCUAUAAGAAAACCUCCCGGGAUAAGGCGGUGAGCGUGUACCUGGGCAAAAGGGAUUAUGUUGAUCAUGUGGAAUCUGUGGACCCAGUAGAUGGAGUUGUUUUGGUGGAUCCUGACCUCCUCAAAGGAAAAAAAGUGUACGUCACUCUUACCUGUGCUUUCCGCUAUGGCCAAGAGGAUAUUGACGUUAUUGGCCUAACCUUCCGUAAAGACCUUUACUUUGCUCAGACUCAAAUUUACCCACCAGUAGAGGACCCCAAAGCCUUGACCAAAGUUCAGGAGAGGCUGAUGAAGAAAUUAGGGAACAAUGCAUUCCCAUUUGUGCUGGCGUUCCCUGACUACCUGCCAUGCUCAGUGUCUCUUCAGCCAGAUCCCACAGAUGUGAGCAAGGCCUGUGGUGUGGAUUUUGAAAUAAAGGCAUUUUCUACGAACAAUUUAGAAGACAGGAUUCACAAAAAGAACUCUGUCCGCCUUAUGAUCCGCAAAAUUCAGUAUGCACCUGAUCAAACAGGGCCUACACCUCGAGCGGAGACAUCUUGGCAGUUCUUUACGUCAGACAAACCUCUGCACCUGACAGCCUCUCUGCCUAAGGAGGUGUUUUAUCAUGGGGAGCCAAUCUCUGUGUCUGUCAGUGUGACCAACAACUCCGACAAAACAGUGAAGAAAAUAUCUGCUUCAGUGGAACAAGUAAGUAAUGUGGUCCUGUAUUCCAGCGACUAUUACGUCAAGACGGUGGCUUUGGAGGGGUCUGAGGACAAGGUGCCUUCAAAGGCGUCGUAUAAUCACACCUUUACCUUGCUGCCUCUGCUGGCAUACAAUCGGGAGAAGAGAGAAAUUGCACUAGAUGGGAAACUUAAACAUGAGGACACCAACCUGGCUUCCAGCACUCUGCUUAAGGAAGGCAUUGACCGCACCGUCAUGGGAAUCCUGGUGGACUACAAGAUCAAAGUGACCCUCACUGUUUCUGGGCUACUGGGAGACAUGACCUCAAGUGAGGUCUCUACGGAACUCCCAUUCAUUCUCAUGCAUCCAAACCCAGAGAGCGGAGCCAAAGAAAGUGAGCAGGACGAUGACAUGGUGUUUGAAGAAUUUGCACGUGAUCCACUUAAGGGUGAACUGCAAGCUGAAGAAAAAGAGGAAGAGGAGGACGAUGAGAAAUAAGACAUGAAAUUAGCCAGUAUCCAUACCCUGUAGUAAAGUCGAUAGCAAAGAGCAUUUAUUACAUUGAUCUAGUUCUUCUUAUGUCAUCCUUGUGCUAAAUUGUCCUUGACAUGAGCAUUAAUCAUGGGAAACUGACCCCUACUGUUCACUAUUUCUGAUUCUUUUGAAAUCAAAACUAACAUUUCUACAUAAAGAGCUUUCUUCAUUGUGGCUCUUUAUGUAAAAAAAAGUUUUGAUUUCAAAAGAAUCAGAAACAAGAGGGUCAACUGACAAGGGGUCAGUUUCCCAUGAUUAAUACAGAAGCAGGUAAUACCCAUGUUAACAAAAGUAGGUUCAAAAGUACCCAUUAAAAAAAUAUUGACAUCUCUGGGAUCAUUUCAUACAAUAUAAACAGAUUAGCCAAUGUCUGGAGUCAUCUCUUACAUGGUUCUCACUGAUUGGUUGGUUCUGUAGCGUAACAGUUCCAAAAGAGAGAAAAUGUAUAUUCAUUUAACAAAACAAGUCAUUCAUUAUCUGUGACCCGCUUUAGACUGUACGAUUCUCAUCAGUAUAAGCACGGACUGUCUGUAUUUAUUGCAUUCCUACUGUAACACACUAUUGAUGAAACCCAAAUAAACCAGCAGUGUGAUUGCAUUUAA
Molecule: messenger RNA, 2027 nt
Organism: Xenopus laevis (African clawed frog)
Lineage: Eukaryota; Metazoa; Chordata; Amphibia; Anura; Pipidae
Gene: sag.S
Product: S-antigen; retina and pineal gland (arrestin) S homeolog
Exons: 16
Coding region: 199-1389 (396 amino acids)
Biological process (GO): G protein-coupled receptor internalization; signal transduction
Cellular component (GO): photoreceptor inner segment; photoreceptor outer segment
Molecular function (GO): G protein-coupled receptor binding
Source: RefSeq, a predicted model, not a curated record